Rotaria socialis is the source of this 1128-nucleotide messenger RNA. Lineage: Eukaryota; Metazoa; Rotifera; Eurotatoria; Philodinida; Philodinidae. The record is from the annotation of a GenBank genome assembly.
AUGUCAGACAAUGCCGAAUCUGCUACUAAAAAUGAAGAUAAAACAGAAAAGGAUGCGACGUCAUUAUUAGCAUCACCCGUCAAUAGUGUAGAUUCAUCAGCACCCGUUCGUUUAUUUGGACAAUUUAAACAAAAUGGAACAUGUUUUGGCGGUUUCGGUCGAUUAUCUUCUGAUGGCGAAAGUUCUUCAGUUCCAACAACGAGUUAUUUCACUAGCACACUUUCACAAUUUUCAUCGACAAACGGCGGGGGAUUUCGUUCAUCAUCAACUUCAUUAGCUGCAUCACUUGCUCCAUUGAGUUCUAGUAAAGAACUAUUUGUUGGAUCAAGUUCAUCGAAGAACGAUAAAGCCACAAAAGACGAAGAUGAAGAAGAAAACGACGACGAGGAAGAUGAUGAGGAAGAGCAAGAUGACAAUAAUAAAAAUACACCUUCAUUAUUCGAAACAGCAGCUGAAUAUGAAGCUAAACGAGCAUCAACUCAUCCAUCAGCUAAUAUUCAAGGUGAUACAUCGACCGGUGAAGAACAUGAAGUAACCAAAUUUCAAAUGGCUGGCAAAUUGUAUAUGUAUAAUCCCGAGCAACAACAAUAUACUGAACGUGGUUAUGGCAUUUUGAAAAUAAAUGAAAGUCAUGAUUCAUCGGAUUGGAAUAUGUUACACGCACGAAUAAUUAUGCGACUUGACAAAGCAUUUCGUGUUAUUCUUAAUUCUCCUAUAUUUCCUCAUAUGACUGUUGAACGACCAACAGAUCGAUCUGUGCGUUUUGGUGCUCAAGAUGAAUCCCAUCUACGAGUCUUUAUUAUCAAAGCUUCAGCAAAUGAUUGUAAUAAUUUAUGUAAAGAAUUACAAUCACGCAUACAAAUAAUUGAACGACAACAACCGUCAUCAAAUGUCAAUACAACUGUUAACAAUAAUACUAUCACAUCAAAUUCUUUAUCUACACAAAAUUCUACGAAUCGUAUUCGUAAAAGAUCUCAUUCAAAUAGUGAUUCGGAUACACCGGAAAGUACGAAUGAUAUAUCAAAAAAAUCUAAAAUAAUUGACGGAUAUCGUGAUGAAAGUAACCAGACAAGCGAUGAAGAUUCUGUAGAAAGUAUCAAAACAGGCGAACAAGAAACUAAUAAUUAA